This is a messenger RNA of Durio zibethinus, 4508 nucleotides long. RefSeq names its product receptor protein kinase CLAVATA1-like. Gene Ontology annotation, molecular function: protein kinase activity; receptor serine/threonine kinase binding; ATP binding. Gene Ontology annotation, biological process: protein phosphorylation. The record is from RefSeq and is a predicted model, not a curated record. Lineage: Eukaryota; Viridiplantae; Streptophyta; Magnoliopsida; Malvales; Malvaceae.
ACCCAAAUAGGUUUUGAAGCACUAAAGGCUGGUAUCUUUAUUCCCUAAAACACUCAAUUUUCUUCUAACAUUGAAUUCUCCCACUAACUCCCCCGCUUUUUUUAACGCAGAAUAUGAAUUUAUGCUUCAAUUAUAGUGGAUUGACAUCUUCGAAAAGGGUAUCAAUGCUUGUCUUACUUGACACAGUUCGUGUAGCUCUCAUAUCGAGUAGUGAUUUACAGGGCAACAAGUUUUUAAUAAUCUUCAUUUAACUACUCUCAUUCCCAGCAUGAAGCGAGCCAAAAAAGUCACUUUGGCAAAUGUUCCAAUUUGUACUGUCAAAGUCCACAAUCUAACUCGUUGAGUUAUAGCCUAAAAGCCUAGAAGUCCACAAUGUUUGCAGUGCUUUUGUAGUCCCCAUUGUGUAAUUAUCGGUAUAUUUUAUAUAUCAGAAAAAUAUUGGAUAAGAAAGAGGAGGAGAAGCAGCCACCAGGAAAGCAAAACGAGAGGGUUGUGACUUGUGUAUAGCAUUUGACUAAGGGAGAAAAGAACAAAAAAGGUGGUCCUUUUUAGCUCACAGCCCAGCGGGAGUCAGAGGGGAAAAAAGUUCUUUCUCCGGGAAAGGGCAUACCAUGCCUUUAAUCUGGGCCCAGCAAUAGCCAUCCCCAGUCUACACGAGUUCUCCCAAAAGGACAGGAUCCACAUUGAUAUUUGAUGAUCCCCAAAGUAAAUCCCACUGAUAAAACGACGCUGGGGACUUUUCAGAUUUUGAAUUUGUUUAUUUCAUAUCCGAAUUUUGUACUUCGGGGACUACGAUUCCCUUCACAAUGCACUGCACAACUCUACUUAACGUAGCUUCUGAGGGUUGAAGUCGCAAUGCAUAGAAUUAACGCUUCAUUCACUUCUCCUUCUCUGAGCAAAUAGAGGGAACAGUGAAACAAAACAUAGAAAUGAGAAGCUUUUAUAAUUACCUUCUUCUCUAUAUUUCCCUGAUUCUUCUACUAUAUUCUGCUAGCAGUAACGGUUACAGUGAUCUUGAAGUUCUGUUGAAGCUCAAGUCUUCCAUGAUUGGACGCAAAGGUUCAGGGCUCGAUGACUGGGAAUUCUCCUCAUCUCCAUCUGCGCAUUGCUAUUUCUCUGGUGUUAAAUGCGAUGAGGAUUUCCGUGUUGUUGCUCUGAAUGUUUCGUUUUCUCCUCUCUUUGGCACCAUUUCUCCGGAGAUAGGGCUUCUGAACAAGCUCGUGAACCUCACUAUAUCUACCGUUAAUCUUACAGGGAAGAUUCCAGUGGAGAUGAGGGAUUUGACUUCUCUCAAGAUAUUCAACAUCUCCAACAAUGUUUUCAGGGGCAGUUUCCCUGGAGAAGUCCUUACAGGUAUGACUCAGCUUGAGAUUCUUGAUGCUUAUAACAAUAACUUCACGGGUCUUCUUCCCAUUGAGGUCGCGAACCUGAAAAUUCUAAAACAUCUAUCUUUUGGAGGCAACUUUUUCACGGGAGAGAUACCGGAGAAGUACUCUGACAUCCAGAGCUUGGAAUACUUGGGUCUAAACGGCAUCGGUUUAACUGGGAAAAGUCCUGCGUUUUUGGCUCGUUUGAAAAACCUGAAAAACUUGUUAAUUGGAUAUUUCAACGCCUAUGAUGGAGGAAUUCCACCUGAGUUUGGAUCAUUAAGUCAACUCGAACUUCUCGACAUGGCAAGCUGUAACCUAACUGGUGAGAUUCCUGCGAGUUUGAGCAACUUGAAACACUUGCACUCAUUGUUCCUUCAAGAGAACCGUCUCACUGGUCGUAUUCCUUCUCAACUCUCUGGUUUAAUCAGCUUGAAAUCGCUCGAUCUUUCCCUAAAUGAACUUACAGGGGAGAUACCAGAGAGUUUCUCUGCCUUGCAAAACAUUACACUCAUCAAUUUGUUCAAAAAUAAUCUCUACGGUUCAAUCCCGUCAUUUGUAGGUGAUUUUCCACAUCUUGAAGUGCUUCAAGUGUGGGGAAACAACUUCACGCGUGAAUUACCGGAGAAUCUUGGCCUCAACGGGAAACUUUAUAAGCUUGACGUAACUUCGAAUCACCUCACUGGAUUGAUUCCACGGGAUUUGUGUAAGGGAGGGAGGUUGGAGACGUUGAUUCUGAUGGAAAAUUUCUUCUUUGGUCCACUACCUGAAGAACUCGGCAAAUGCAAGUCUCUUACCAAGAUUCGUAUCAUGAACAACUUUCUCGUUGGAGCAAUUCCAGCUGGAAUUUUCAACUUGCCCUUGCUGAGUAUCAUCGAGUUAGGCAAUAAUCUCUUCUCUGGUGAACUCCCGUCCCAGAUGUCAAGUGCUUCGCUUGGUCAGUUAAGAGUUUCAAACAAUAGGAUUACUGGUAAAAUCCCUCCAGCAAUCGGAAAUUUGCGUACUUUACAAAUUUUGUCUCUUGAAAUGAACAAAUUUUGGGGUGAAAUUCCUGAGGAAAUCUUCAACAUCAAGUUACUUUCAAAGAUAAACAUCAGUGACAACAAUAUUACUGGUGAAAUCCCUCCUUCCAUCUCUCAGUGUACUUCACUUACUUCAAUUGAUUUCAGUCAGAACAGUCUUACUGGUGAAAUUCCAAAAGGAAUUGACAAGUUGAAAGAUUUAAGCAUUCUCAAUUUUUCAAGAAACCAGCUAACUGGUUUAAUCCCUGCUGAAAUCCGGUACAUGACAAGUCUCACAAUUCUUGAUCUCUCGGAUAAUAAUUUCGAUGGGAGAAUUCCCACUGAUGGCCAAUUCUUAGUCUUCAACGAUAGCUCGUUUACUGGAAACCCCAACCUCUGUUCACCGCGCCACGUUACUUGUCCAGCUUUGAUAAACCAAGCUAGAGGUUCGGGUCAUGGCCAGGGAGCGUCUUUCACUGCUUCGAAACUCUCGAAGCUCAUAAUCACAAUCAUCACGUUUAUCACGGCUUUGUUAUUGAUAAUUGUCACGGUUUACAGAAUGAGAAAGAAGAGACUUCAAAAGUCACAAGCCUGGAAGCUCACUGCUUUCCAAAGGCUAGAUUUCAAAGCUGAGGACGUGCUGGAGUGCUUGAAGGAAGAGAACAUUAUAGGGAAAGGUGGAGCUGGGACUGUCUACCGCGGUUCCAUGCCGGAUGGUCUUGAGGUAGCAAUUAAAAAAUUGGUGGGUCGUGGUACUGGAAGAAGCGAUCAUGGGUUCUCGGCGGAGAUUCAAACUCUGGGUCGAAUUAGGCACCGGAACAUUGUGAGACUGUUGGGUUACGUGUCGAAUAAGGACACGAAUCUGUUGUUGUACGAGUAUAUGCCUAAUGGGAGCUUAGGAGAAAUGUUGCAUGGGUCAAAGGGUGCACAUUUGCAAUGGGAGAGGAGGUAUAGGAUUGCCGUGGAGGCUGCCAAGGGACUGUGUUAUCUUCACCAUGAUUGCUCGCCUCUGAUUAUUCAUAGGGAUGUGAAGUCAAAUAACAUAUUGCUUGACGAAGAUUAUGAAGCUCAUGUUGCUGAUUUCGGGCUGGCUAAGUUUUUGCAGGAUGCUGGUGCAUCUGAGUGCAUGUCCUCCAUUGCUGGUUCCUAUGGCUACAUUGCACCAGAGUACGCCUACACACUGAAGAUUGACGAGAAAAGUGAUGUGUACAGUUUUGGUGUUGUGCUGCUGGAGCUGAUAGCAGGAAGAAAACCCGUCGGGGAAUUUGGAGAUGGGGUAGACAUUAUUAGGUGGGUCAGAAAGACCACAUCGGAACUCCCUCAGCCGUCUGAUCCUGCUUUAGUGUUGGCAAUAAUGGACCCCAGGCUAAGUGAGUACCCACUGGCAGGUGUCAUCCAUCUGUUCAAGGUAGCCAUGAUGUGCGUUGAGGAUGAGAGCUCUGCUAGGCCCACCAUGAGAGAAGUUGUUCACAUGCUCACCAAUCCUCCACAGUCUGCCCCAAGGCCAAGCAUCCUCACCUUUUGAUCUCAUCAGCUAUCAGCUCAUCAUUACCUUUGCAGUUACAUACAAACAUAAAAAACUGUAAUAAUUUCCUAACCAAGGUUUUGGGUACUAGAAAAUGUACACUAACCUUCUAUAAUGGGCGAAAAUUGUAUGUUGUGUUAGUGGAAUUUUCUGUUUUCUCAAUGUAGAAGUGCUGCUUUUCAUACACAUGACUGAAGUCAGUUUUAGUAACUUUGAUUUUGUUGCCUAAUUGAGUUAAAUGAGGUUUGUGUUUGAUUUCAAAACAAACCUCCAUUCCAAUUUCCUUGAACAUGUUCUGAUUGUACCAUAUUUAGUUUACAUUAGUCCUAAGUUUCUACAUUUAUGUAAGAUCCAUUGUACUUUACGAUUAAGUAUUCACACAGCGUAAUUUUACGUUCCUAAUUAUUCAACAAUUCUAUUGAUGUAAGCGGUUUGAAGUUGUCCAUGCUCACUUCACAUGAUAGGUUUCCAUGUUCAUUGCAUCAUGUCAUGAAAGGUGAUUUUGGAUGAACAUUAUACAAUCAACUCACUGUUCUUUAUAUUGAAACUAGAACUUAGUAGCAGGCCUUUAACAUUUGGCGGUAGCCAUUGCUUCAUUGUUCAAAAUCAAAAGCC